AUGGCGGGCCAGUUCCGCAGCUACGUGUGGGACCCGUUGCUGAUCCUGUCGCAGAUCGUGCUCAUGCAGACGGUCUACUACGGCUCACUGGGCCUGUGGCUGGCGCUAGUGGACGCGCUGGUACGCAGCACCCCGUCCCUGGACCAGAUGUUCGACGCGGAGAUCCUGGGCUUUUCCACCCCGCCAGGCCGGCUCUCAAUGAUGUCCUUCGUCCUCAACGCCCUCACCUGUGCCCUGGGCUUGCUGUACUUCAUCCGGCGAGGGAAGCAGUGCCUGGAUUUCACUGUCACUGUGCAUUUCUUUCACCUCCUGGGCUGCUGGUUCUACAGCUCCCGUUUCCCCUCGGCGUUGACCUGGUGGCUGGUCCAAGCUGUGUGCAUUGCACUCAUGGCCGUCAUCGGGGAGUACCUGUGCAUGCGGACGGAGCUCAAGGAGAUACCCCUCAGCUCGGCCCCUAAAUCCAAUGUCUAGAGUUGGGCCCUUUGGACACUCUGCUGGCACUUGGGCCCCAUUGCCUGGGGCUGCUCAGACCUCCAGAUGCGGUCUGGCCCAAGUCUGAGAGGAACCCUGGAAAUGUGAAGUCUGUUGGAGAGAUAGUGAGGCCCCGUCAUAAAGGCAGGUAGCAGCCAUGAUCACAGAGGCAAGGAUGGCCUCUCCCUGCCAAAGCCUUGAUAUCUGAAGGCCAGUAAGGGACCUCAUGGAGGGUAGUGACAGAUUUGGAACCAUGUCACAUGAGCCAUCAUACUGUCACCAGCCUGUUAUUUUAAAAAGAAAAAAAAAAUCAAGGAUAUCUGAUUGGAAUAAACCACUCUUCUCGUUGUCUGUCUUACGCCCUGUGACAGCUGGUACCUUUGCCAUGUUGCCAAACCACAGGGAGUCUGUGUGGAGGAAAUUUGAUUUCUGGAUCCAUAGGCACAGAAAAAGAUGUAGGUAUGAAGUGCUAGGCUGCUGACAGAGGACGGCAGAAAGCACAAGAAAGAGGGAGCACAAGAAAACUGCAUGGCUGUGCCCUGUUAGACACACACACUCACUUGUGUGUGUGUUUGUAUGUGUGUGUGUGUGUGUCCAAGAACCCAUGACUGACUUCCUCCAGUUCCCUGUAUGGACUCUGCCUUGCUGCUGAUUCUCAGACAGCAGGUCACAGGACAGAGAAGAUGGCAGCAUCCCUCCCAGCUUAGCUUCAUAAUAGCCACGGUCUGCGCUCUAGAAAUGACCAGGCAGCCAGCUUCUGGACCUCAGUUGUGGCAAGAGUUUCUGUUUGCUGUCUCUUUUGAGUUCUGUGAAGGGGAGGGCAUUUUAAUGGUGCUGGAGGCUCUGCUAAGGCCUGAGCUUGCUUCCGAGUGGUUUCCUCUGAGGGCCAGCAGCUCUCCUUCCCAGGCACAUAAAUACACGAUUUUCCACA
Messenger RNA from Apodemus sylvaticus (European woodmouse), 1402 nucleotides. Its product is annotated as protein SYS1 homolog. NCBI's taxonomy places the organism in Eukaryota, Metazoa, Chordata, Mammalia, Rodentia, Muridae. Gene Ontology annotation, cellular component: trans-Golgi network; Golgi membrane. The record is from RefSeq and is a predicted model, not a curated record. The transcript has 3 exons. Bases 1 to 471 code for a protein of 156 amino acids. Gene Ontology annotation, biological process: Golgi to endosome transport; Golgi to plasma membrane protein transport; protein localization to Golgi apparatus.